Arachis stenosperma is the source of this 2039-nucleotide messenger RNA. Its product is annotated as nucleobase-ascorbate transporter 3-like. Gene Ontology annotation, molecular function: transmembrane transporter activity. Lineage: Eukaryota; Viridiplantae; Streptophyta; Magnoliopsida; Fabales; Fabaceae. Gene Ontology annotation, biological process: transmembrane transport. Bases 212 to 1870 code for a protein of 552 amino acids. The transcript has 14 exons. The record is from RefSeq and is a predicted model, not a curated record. Gene Ontology annotation, cellular component: plasma membrane; plasmodesma.
CAUUCCAACAGCACCAGUUUAAGCUUCUCUUUCUCUCUCUCUCUCUCUCUUUCAUAUGCUUUUUCAUUCAUUUCAAUACACACACCAACCUUCUCUUUCUCUCUCUCUUCUUUCUCUUUCCUUCUGUUGAAGACAACAAACACAGGAUUUGACAGCAAAAAGAUUCUGAAUUUCUGAGGUUAGAACUAAGAAGAACAAGAGGAAGAAGAAAAUGGGUGAAACAGAACAUCACCACCACCACAACCACCAAGCACCGCCACCAGUUCAGGCACCACCACCAGGUCCACCACCGCCAAAUCUUGGUCUUUCAAGGGGUCCCAUUUGGCAACCAGCUGAACAGCUUCUUCAGCUUCACUACUGCAUCCAUUCCAACCCUUCUUGGCCUGAGGCACUUCUUCUGGGUUUCCAGCACUACAUUGUGAUGCUUGGGACGACAGUUUUUAUUGCAACCACCCUUGUGAAUGCAAUGGGUGGGGAUGCCGGUGACAAAGCUCGUGUGAUUCAGACAUUGUUGUUCAUGUCUGGAAUUAACACACUACUUCAGUCUUGGUUUGGUUCGAGGCUUCCGGCGGUGAUGAGUGGAUCGGUUGCUUUCAUUCUUCCGGUGCUGUCCAUCAUAAAUGAUUACACAGACAUGACAUUCACAUCGGAGCAUGAGAGGUUUACCUAUACAAUGAGAACAAUUCAAGGUUCUUUGAUAGUUUCGUCUUUCAUCAACAUCAUCCUUGGUUAUAGUAGAGCCUGGGGGAAUCUAACAAGAUUGUUCAGUCCGGUAGUCAUUGUACCGGUCGUAUGUUUGGUGGGUCUUGGGCUGUUUGCAAGGGGCUUUCCACAGCUUGCGAAUUGUAUACAGAUUGGACUACCUAUGCUCAUUCUAUUGGUCCUAACCCAGCAGUACUUGAAGCGCCUUCAUCACAUUACACAGCAUGCUCUUGAGAGAUUUGCUUUGCUUAUUUGUGUUGCUGUCAUUUGGGCAUUUGCUGCUAUCCUCACCGUGGCCGGUGCAUACAACAAUGUUAAACGAUCGACACAGUUUAGUUGCCGCACGGAUCGUUCAUAUCUCAUGUCUUCUGCUCCAUGGAUUAAAGUCCCAUACCCGUUUCAGUGGGGUACCCCAAUAUUCAAAGCUAGUCAUGUCUUUGGUAUGAUGGGAGCAGCACUUGUUUCUGCAGCCGAGUCUACUGGUACUUUCUAUGCUGCGGCGAGGCUUUCCGGUGCGACAUCCCCUCCUGCAUAUGUGCUCAGCCGAAGCAUUGGGCUGCAGGGUCUUAACAUGCUUCUCGAUGGCAUUUUCGGUGCUGUUGUUGGUACUACUGCCUCUGUGGAAAAUGUAGGCUUACUUGGUCUAACGCACAUCGGGAGCCGAAGAGUCGUCCAAAUAUCAUGCGGCUUCAUGAUCUUCUUUUCCAUCUUUGGGAAAUUUGGAGCCUUUUUCGCAUCGAUUCCUUUACCAAUAUUUGCUGCUAUAUAUUGUGUUUUAUUUGGUAUUGUGGCUGCUGUUGGAAUUUCGUUUAUACAGUUUGCAAAUUCCAAUAGCAUGAGAAACAUGUAUGUUUUGGGCCUAUCCUUGUUCCUAGGGAUCUCAAUAUCUCAAUAUUUUGCCAUGAACACGGCUCCGGAUGGUCACGGUCCGACCAGAACAAAUGCCGGAUGGUUUAAUGACAUCCUUAACACCAUUUUCUCGUCUCCUCCAACCGUCGCUAUAAUUGUCGGUACGAUUCUCGACAACACCCUCGAGCACAAGCAAAUCGCCGAGAGAGGACUUCCAUGGUGGGUACCUUUCCAGAAUCGGAAAGGAGACGUUAGAAACGACGAGUUUUACCAUUAUCCUCUACGGCUUACUGAGUAUAUACCCUCUAGGUUUCUCUAAAAGCAUUCUCCAAACUUGUAUCUAAACCUUGCUUUUAAUUUUAAGCAUAGUUACAAGAAGAACUCUCAAAUAGCCCUUGUAAAAUAUGGAUAAGCAAUUUUUAUCAUUGGCAAAUUUUACCUUAACCUGUAUAAAUGGAUUUUUGACAUAUAAUUCUUUUUAUGUUUUA